UCAUGCAUUUGUUAUGAUAGGAAUGUGGAAUUUGUGUAUUCUAUGAAAAUUAUAGAAUUUGGAAUAAGUACAUUUAAAAAAAAUCAUAAUUUGACAUCGCAUAAUAUACGUUUUAAACUGGAUUCUUUAUUUAUCCAUGAAUUUGAUUGUGUAGAAGACAGUCUAUAAACUGUUCGGAUAGUUUAAAACACCAUGUUAAUACUGUGUCUAAUGACUUUCAUGGUUUCCUCUGUGAAGUGUGAGACGGAGGUAAAUAUAGCGCUCCUGCUACCAAACGACACGCGAUACCCUUUUUCUUCAGGUAAACUGCUUCCGGCACUAGAAAUGGGAAUUGCGCAUGUCCAGAAUACUUUACUUCCCGAUGUCAAGUUUAACGUCAGGUAUGCAGACACCAAAUUUGACAUGAAUAUUGGAGUGAUCAAAGGCAACAACUUUCAUCAGAUGGGAACUGUCCACGCCUUUUUUGGUCCUGUGUGUGACUACGCCGUCGCCCAACUUGCUAGAAUGGCCCAAAACUGGAAUAUCCCACUCGUUUCUGUAGGAGCAAUGGCGUCUGAUUUCCUUGAAUAUAGGAGACAGGAUUACUCCUCUUUAAUACGUGCUGGCCCUGUGAAUUUUAACAAUGUUGCCGAGUAUGUAACACAUUUAAUUAACUAUUUUUCUUGGAGAAAAUUGAAAAUUAUUUCUGAAGGAAAAGGACAGGAUUUGUAUGAAAAUUAUUGUCACUUUUUGAGUAAAGCCGUCGACGAUUAUCUGAACUCGGACAACUCAAAUAUAACUAGUGAUUACUUCAAAUUAGAUACGGAAGUCGAUCUUGAUGAUUUACUUGUGAAUGAGAUCGAAAAUGCUUAUGGAGUUGUGUUGCUGUGUGCCUCGGCAGAUACUGUAAGGGACAUCAUGAUUAAAGCCGAGGAACUCAAUUUUGAUAAUGGUGAAUAUGUCUUCCUCAACAUUGACUUAUUUAGCAGUAAAGGGGAGAGUGAAAAACCCUGGUACAGGGGGAAGGACACGACGGAGCGGAACCGAAAGGCUAAGAGAGCUUAUGAGGCCCUGAUGACGAUUACUGUACGGAAACCUACAAGCUUUGCUUACAGACGCUUCUCUGAUCUUGUAAAAAGUCGAGCUGGAUACCGCAGCUUCGGCGACGAGGAGGUGAACAGUUUUGUAGGUGCCUUUCACGACUCUGUGAUACUGUAUGCUCUCGCCCUAAAUGAGACUCUUGCCAGCAACGGCUCUAUAUCGAAUGGGACAGAAAUUAUUCAAAGGAUGUCCAACAGAACAUUUCAGGGUAUUACAGGUACCGUCAGCAUUGACAUUAAUGGAGACAGAACUUCCGACUUUUCUCUUCUAGACAUGAACCCGAUGUCAGGAAAUUUUGAGGUGGUGGCUAAUUUCUUUGGCAACGUUAAAAAAUAUAUGCCGAUCCCAUCUAAGAAGAUUCAUUGGGCCGGAAACAGAACAUCAGUGCCACCAGAUACACCUAAUUGUGGAUUUGACGGUGCUAAAUGUCUACCUAAAACAUAUGUCCCAGGAACUUCAGAUGCUUCUAAAACUGCUGCAAAUGGCUCUGGAACUACUGUCCAAAGUACUCUGACCAUGCUUUUAGGAACUCUAAUUCCUUCACUCAGACUAAUGAUGCCACAAGACCUGGACAGAAAUAGCGUGUCCUAGACGGCUCAAUAUAAUCGGAAACAAAACUAUUCUAUCUGUGUUCAUUCUAAUUUUUUUACUAUAAUAAUAAACAAAAACCGUUUUCGGACAGAAA
Molecule: messenger RNA, 1765 nt
Organism: Saccostrea echinata
Lineage: Eukaryota; Metazoa; Mollusca; Bivalvia; Ostreida; Ostreidae
Product: atrial natriuretic peptide receptor 3-like
Exons: 8
Coding region: 193-1671 (492 amino acids)
Cellular component (GO): membrane
Molecular function (GO): signaling receptor activity; peptide hormone binding
Source: RefSeq, a predicted model, not a curated record